GUCCCAUCUUCCUUGGAAUCUAAGUAUACCUAUAUUUCUGUCUACUAGAACAGCCUGGAGAUCUAAGAUCAAACCCUCAAAAGAAAUAUCAAAAUGAAGUUACUGGACUGGCUGCACCAUAAAUUUCGUCAUAAUAGCAUCGAGCCUUUCAAGGAUUUUACAAUUGGAAACCCUUGCAUUUGCCUUACUGCACAGCCAUCAAUUGAUGACCAAGACUUCUACACGAAGCCAAGCUUUGGCUCCACAUACAAAUCCAGAUCCUUAAAGCAACCCAAACAGGAAUCUGGAAAAUCUUUUUCUGACUCUGAUGCCAAGAAAGAGGAAGAAAACUUAGAAGAAGAAACAUCUACUGUAAUCUCUGAGCUCUUCAAUGGCUUUCUCACCAUUGGAACCCUUGGUCUGGAACCAAUCAUGAGUGAGCCAGCUACACCAACAUUUGCCAUGCCUCUGGAGAGCUUAAAUGAGAGCAAAACAGAGGUAACAGAGAAUGACUUGAAGCUCAUCAACUAUGAGCUGGAGAAGUUCCUUGAGGCUGAAACUAAAGAAUGGUGCGAUGAAUCAUCCGGACGGAACAGUAUUGCUAGCACCAUUACACUCAGUGGCAAGCCAAUGGAUGUGGCUGAAAAUGAAGAUUAUGAGAAAAUUUUGGUAUGUCCACUGCAAGGAUAUCUAUUUGGCUCUUCAAUUGAACUGCCAGAAACAAGAAAAGAAGUAAAGAAAGAGAAGGCAUCACUUGCAGAGCUGUUUCAUAGGACAAAAAUAUCAAAUGAAGAAAACACAGAGAAAAGUGAGAAAGGGGAGAUGCAAGACAAGAAAACGCAUAAAUCUGCUAUGCAUCUCAUGAAGAAGAUGCUAAAGAAGCUCCAUGCUUCCUCAAGGAGCUCCAUCCCUUCUGCUGCUGGUGAUGCAGCUGACUCAGUUUCAACCAAGAAGAUACUCCACAAGGUCAUACGUGUGUUCCACAGAAAAAUCCAUCCUGAAAGCUCUAUAGCUGAAAGAGAAUUUGUUAAUUCCCAUAAAUAUAAGGUCAAAAAAGCUCCCAGUGGUAGCUAUAAUAAUGGAGAUCAGAUGCACUUGGGUGAAGACAAUGAUGCCUUUACUCUAGAGCCCAUGUCAAAGAUAAGCCACCGUUACAAGACCAAAUUGAACCCACCCCAAGAUGGGCUGCAUGACAGUAAUCUAAGUGCAAAAGAACAUUGGAUCAUGACAGAUGCAGACUGUAAGUAUCAGUUUUUUUUUUUGGUUUGGUAAAUUACACAUGCACCAAGUGGGUUUUGAAUCCGCAAUCUCACCCUCCACCUACAAGUAUAAAUUAAAUGCUAUACAAAAUAUCUAGUAUAAAUCCCACCAUAUCAUAAAAUUCAGGAAUUAUAACUUCAAAAUGUGAUUACCUUCUUUGUUUGUUUGUUUGUUUGUUUUUUUUUUUUUUUUUUUUUUGGAGAAAAAAAAUGUGUUAUCCUCGGUAUCAGUUUCUGAGAAUGUGCAUAUAUAUAUAUAUAUAUAUAUAUAAAGGUAAAUAGAGUGAUGGAGAUGUCAAUAUCAUUCUAGACAGGAAAUUUGCAAGGUGUAAAAUAAUUACGGUGAUCUUGCCACGAAUAUUUUGAAAAUGCACAAAGUCUUAUUUUUGGGGAUAAGUAAGUGAAAAUGCACAAAGAAAAUGAUCAAUUAAUAGUUAUAUUAUUGAAAACAAAAGGCAUACAGUUCCAUUCUAAUAACAUUAAUUUGUUGAUUUUGACAUCCAUUAUUUGUUGAAACUAAUGAUGUGUCCGGAUAUCUUGUUAUGCUAAUAAUUGUUGAAUUAACUGUAAUGUAUAAACUAUUGGGCAUUAUAUUUGUCAUGUAAUAUAAAUCCCACAUUAACAAAUAAAUAUAACCUCAACAUGUAUUACUUUCAUCAUCAGUUUCUAAGUGAGGAGACACUUCAAUCCUAUGCUUAUGUAUAUAACAAAACAAUGAAUUGGAAUUUCACAAAGUUAUAAAUAAAGUGAUGGAUAUGUCAAUAAUUAAUUAGUGUUAUCUUACCAUGAAUCUCACAAAUUUUUUUUUUCGUGGGAGGGGGGGGGGGGGGGGGGAGGGAGAUAA
Messenger RNA from Quercus robur (English oak), 2082 nucleotides. Its product is annotated as protein LAZY 1. Gene Ontology annotation, biological process: regulation of auxin polar transport; gravitropism. The transcript is spliced from 4 exons. Lineage: Eukaryota; Viridiplantae; Streptophyta; Magnoliopsida; Fagales; Fagaceae. Bases 94 to 1251 code for a protein of 385 amino acids. The record is from RefSeq and is a predicted model, not a curated record.